Molecule: messenger RNA, 6053 nt
Organism: Hippopotamus amphibius kiboko
Lineage: Eukaryota; Metazoa; Chordata; Mammalia; Artiodactyla; Hippopotamidae
Gene: PER2
Product: period circadian regulator 2
Exons: 23
Coding region: 141-3968 (1275 amino acids)
Biological process (GO): circadian regulation of gene expression; negative regulation of transcription by RNA polymerase II; entrainment of circadian clock by photoperiod
Cellular component (GO): cytoplasm; nucleus
Molecular function (GO): transcription corepressor binding; transcription cis-regulatory region binding
Source: RefSeq, a predicted model, not a curated record
GCGGCAAGUCCCCGGCGGCGGCGGAGGCGGGCGGCCCUGCGCGCUACGCGCUGCUCUUGGCUGCGGCGGGGUCAGCGGGCGACGCGCGGACGGUCGGGCGGACGGGCGAGGACGCGGCUCCGCCUCACUCGGGAGCCAGCAUGGACCAGUGCGCCGACGGUGCCCUCAGCCCCAGGGACCCCUCCAAGGAGCCCGUGGAGCCCCGGCCCAGCCAGAUGCCCCUCCAGGAGGACAUGGACGUGAGCGGCAGCUCAAGCGGGAAUGAAACCAACGAGAACGGCUCGUCGGGGCGAGACUCGCAGGGCAGUGACUGCGAGGACAGCGGCCACGAGCUGGGGAUGCUGGGGGAGCUGCCCGGCGCCUGCCAGGGUCCAGGUGCCUUUAGCCUGAUGAUGGCGAAGUCUGAACACCAACCGUCCACAAGUGGCUGCAGCAGUGAGCAGUCCACCAAAGCAGAUGCUCACCAAGAGCUCAUCAAAACGCUGAAGGAGCUGAAGGUCCACCUCCCCGCGGACAAGAAGGCCAAGGGGAAGGCCAGCACCUUGGCAACCCUCAAGUACGCCCUGAGGAGUGUGAAGCAGGUGAAAGCCAGCGAGGAGUACUAUCAGCUGCUGAUGCCCAGCGAGAACCACCCCUGCAGCGCCCACGUGCCCGCCUACACCGUGGAGGAAGUCGCGCGCGCCACCUCCGAGGUCAUCGGGAAGAACGCGGAUAUGUUUGCUGCGGCUGUGUCCCUGGUGACCGGGAAGAUCCUGUACAUCUCAGACCAAGUGGCCUCCAUCUUCCACGGCAAGCGGGACUCCUUCCACGACACCAAGUUCGUGGAGUUCUUGGCGCCUCACGACGUGAGCGUGUUCCACAGCUCCACCGCACCAUGCAGGCUGCCGCCCUGGAGCGCCCGCGGCCGGGCAGAUUCUCUUACUCAGGAUCGCGUGGAGGAGAAGUCUUUCUUCUGCCGCGUCAGUGUCAGCAAAAGCCACGAGAGCGAGAUCCGCUACCACCCGUUCCGCAUGACACCCUACCUGGCCCAGGUGCGCGACCAGCAGGGUGCCGAGAGCCAGCUGUGCUGCGUGCUGCUGGCGGAGAGGGUGCACUCGGGCUACGAAGCGCCUAGAAUCCCUCCUGAGAAGAGAAUUUUUACGACCACACAUUCGCCAAAUUGUUUGUUCCAGGACGUGGACGAGAGGGCGGUCCCCCUCCUGGGCCACCUGCCGCAGGACCUGAUCGAGACCCCCGUGCUCGUGCAGCUGCACCCCAGCGACAGGCCCCUGAUGCUCGCCAUCCACAAGAAGAUCGUGCAGUCCGGUGGGCAGCCUUUUGACUACUCCCCCAUCCGCUUCCGUGCCCGGAACGGGGAGUACAUCACGCUGGACACCAGCUGGUCCAGCUUUGUCAACCCGUGGAGCAGGAGGGUGUCCUUCAUCAUUGGGAGACACAGGGUCAGAGUGGGGCCUUUGAACGAGGACGUGUUCUGGGCCCGGCCGUGCGUGGAGGAGGAGGAGGAGGCCCUGCGGCCCCGCGUGCAGGAGCUCACGGAGCAGAUCCACCGGCUGCUGCUGCAGCCCGUCCCCCACAGCGGCUCCAGCGGCUACGGGAGCCUGGGCAGCAACGGGUCCCACGAGCGCCUCAGGAGCCAGACCUCCUCCAGCGACAGCACCGGCCAGGAGGACUCCCGCCGGAGGAGAGCCGAGAUUUGUAAAAAUGGUAACAAGGUCAAAAGCAAAAGUCAUUACCCUGGUGAAUCCGGAGAACCAAAGAGCAGGUCUGCUGCAGAAAUGCAAAGCAGUUCCCCGGCUCAGGUGAAAGCUGUCCCGGCUGCAGGAAAGGACAGCUCCGGGGCCAGCCUGCCCGAGGCCGGCCUGCCCGAGGAGCUGGCCUGCAAGAACCCGCCCGCCGGCUCCUACCAGCAGAUCAGCUGCCUGGACAGUGUCAUCAGGUACCUAGAGAGCUGCAGUGAGGCCGCCACCCUGAAGAGGAAGUUCCCGGCACACCUCCCCGCACCGAAGGCCAGUGACAAGCGCAAGGCCACUGGCGGGCCGCAGGCCGCAGAGACGGCAUCGCCCUCCGUGGUGAACAGCCCCGCGGACGGCGGCACGCGCGCGGCCCCGCUGGCGCUGCCCGGCAAGGCGGAGAGCGUGGCGUCGCUCAGCAGCCAGUGCAGCUACAGCAGCACCCUCGUGCACGUGGGCGACAAGAAGCCGCAGCCCGAGCUCGAGAUGGCAGAAGAUGCUGCCAGCGUGCCCGAGUCUCUGGAAUGCCUGGCGGGCCCUGCGCUGCCCUGCGGCCUCGGCCAGGAGAAGGAGCCCUUUAGGAAGCUGGGCCUCACCAAGGAAGUGCUGGCCGCCCACACCCAGAAGGAGGAGCAGAGCUUCCUGCUAAAGUUGAAAGAAAUAAGAAAACUCAAUGUUUUCCAGUCUCGCUGCCAUUAUUACUUACAAGAAAGAUCCAAGGGGCAGUCGAGUGAAAGAGCUGCUCCUGGACUAAGAAAUACCUCUGGAAUAGAGUCAUCUUGGAAAAAAGCUGGGAAGAACAGAAAACUGAAGUCCAAACGGGUCAAGCCUCGAGACUCCUCGGGGAGCACUGGGUCUGGAGGGCCCGUGCCCCAGCGGCCGCCACUGGUGGGCCUGAACGCCACAGCCUGGUCUCCGUCGGACACGUCCCAGUCCAGCUGCCCCGCGAUGCCCUUGCCUGCUCCAGCGCCCGCUUACUCCCUGCCCGUGUUUCCAGCCCCAGGAGUGGUGCCGGCGCUGGGGACCGUGGCAGCAGCGCCCGGGGCUGCCCACGCCGGCUUCCCGGUGCCCGUGGACGCCCAGCACGAGUUUGCGGCCCAGCCGCCGCCGUUCACCAGCCCCUUGGCGCCGGUCAUGGCCUUGGUCUUCCCCAGCUACUCCUUCUCCCCGGUGACCCCGAGCCUGCCCCCUGCCUUCUUCCCUGGCCAGCCGCACCUUCCGUCCGAGGGGAUUCCUGCCUCACAGCCGGAGUUCCCCGGGCGGACCUCACCCCCCAGGCAGCCAUACGUGCGUCCCCGGGCAGAGAGUGGGCUGCCUGCGUCGUGCGUGGCCACCCCGGCCACCCCACCCUCAGCCACGGGGCCGGCGGGCAGGACCUCACCGCCGCUCUUCCAGUCCCGGGGGAGCUCACCCCUGCAGCUCAACCUGCUGCAGCUGGAGGAGGCCCCCGAGGGCAGCUCUGUGGCCGCGGGGACCUUGGCAACUGUGGGGACCGCAGGAUCGGGGCCCGACUGCAAGCCUGGCUUGUCCUGGGACCGGCAGCCCAAGGCACCCCCGACCUGCGGCGAGCCCGUGGAUGCCCAGAACAGCGACGCCCUGUCCUCAUCCAGCGGUCUGCUCCAGCUCCUGCUGCAUGAGGACCUCUGCUCGGCCACGGGCUCUGCCCUUUCUGGGAGCGGGGCCUCUGCCACCUCCUGUUCCCUGGGUUCCGGCUUGCUGGGCUGCGAUGUGUCCAGAAGUGGGACAGGCAGCAGCGACACAAGUCGCACCAGCAAGUAUUUUGGAAGCGUCGACGCGUCAGAGACCAACCACAGAGCGGACGUGAAGGCGGGCGUGCGGGAGAGCGCGCGCCUCCUCACGCGCGUCCGCCAGGACCCCGUCUGGCUGCUCAUGGCUGACCCAGACGACCGCGUCAUGAUGACCUAUCAGCUGCCUCCGCGAAAUGUAGAAAGAGUCCUGCAGGAGGACAGGGAGAAGCUGAAGCUGCUGCAGAGGGUCCAGCCCAGGUUCACGGCUGGGCAGAAGCAGGAGCUGCGUGACGUGCACCCGUGGAUGCGGUCGGGCGGCCUGCCCGCGGCCCUCGACGUGGCGGAAUGUGUUUACUGUGAAAACAAGGGGAAAGACAUUUGUGUGCUGUAUGAGGAAGAUACCGCUACUCUAGGACUCAGUGAAACAGCUGACACCAAAGAAGAGGAAAACGGACCCUCCCUGAGUCGCAGAACCGAGGGGCAGACAUAACCCCCUGCCCAGCGCGGUGGCCAGGGAUGGACAUUAGAUGGCGCUCUGAGGAGAGGCAGGGUCUUCACAUGUGUUUCUAAUGAAAUAGACGGAUAUACUUACAUGGCUUUUUUGUUUUAGAAAAAACCCAUAGUUUUCUGAAGGGGUAAUUUAAAACCGUGGCGGGUAGGAAAAGUUUGGGAAGAAAUAGUUUCUUAUAUUUAUUUAGUUUCUUAUAUUUAAAAUAUAAGUAUGGAGUUUUCAGGGACGGAGGAAGAGAUUUUCAUCGUUGUUUAACUUGAGAAAGACUGCCUCCCUCUUUGUACGUGUCGGGGAAGUGUCCUGGGAUGGCGAUGAGGCCUCUGUCCAGGGCACCCGUGUCCACCGGCUCCCUGUGGGCUGUCCCGAGGCACCACGCCGGGCUGUGACCCACAGCUAGGAUGCCACAGCUGACUCCGCACCGAGGGCCCGGCUUUCCAGAGCUUCCCCAGGGGGUGUGUGGAUCAGAUCAAAUUCUGUCCUCUCUGGGGGGCUGCUUUUUAUCUAAAUUAUUUAGUCAGGCUAGAUGUUUUUGAAACAUACCAAGUGGAGAUCACAGCCUCUGCUAAUUUUCUUUCCAAAUGUUUUGCAUUAAAUGGUGUGAAGCAUAGUUUGGCAGACCAGCAGCUUCAGCUUCAGGUGCGGUAGUGGCAGACAUCUCAUCUGACGGAGCUUACGUUUGGGGUGAACAAAGUUGAGAUGCGCGCUUUGGACUAAAGAAGCCUAGUGGUUUGUGUGGCCCCACCAUAGAAAUACACAUCCUCAGCAAUAGGCAGAGCCUUCUGUGAAUUCCAGCGUCGUUCUCAGAUCCUCCUCAGCCCGGGAGAGCCAGGAUGUCCAUCAAAACACGUCGUCGGUCAUCCCCUUGCCGUGACUUCCCUCUGCAGACCAGGCUUUGAUCGCCACACUGGGGACCCACGCGCAUGGAUGCUUUGAUUGGCACUUCCCAGACCUCAGCGCUGGCCCAGCCAAGCCAGCGCUUCCUCCCGAGCGAGCUGGCAGUGGCCUCUGUGUUUUCCAGGGUGCUGUGAGCUCACCGCUCCCACCGCACCUGGGCUGGGAUACGGUCCCUCCUUCUUUUCAUGAGCCUGACCUCUUUGGUGCAGUUCCAGUCUCUGCGGUGAUGUCCACCAGUGUUGCUGGCACUUUCAGGUGAAUGGGACACUUGGGGAAGAGGGAGACCAGACUGCCCAACUUUUUGCAAAACCUCAUAUUGCAUCAUAUAUCCCAAAGAUUGUUUGGAAAAAUGUUAUAUUGGUCCCUGUAGUGAAUGAGAAGUUGCCAGUGAUGAAGCAGUUGACUUACAAUGGCAUCGAAUCUGUAGAAACUUAACAGGAAGCAGCUUUUCCCCUGUCCUUGGAUGGAGAAGCAGCUACUAGAAUAGGUCUCCUUGUCAUCCAGUUGGUUUUCAUAGUAGAACCAUUUUAUGCCUGAAUAUCAGUCCUAUUUUUCAUAAACUGAAACACAGAAAAAAAAUUUUUUUUAAUUUACAAAGCAGCAUCACCCGCAGAUACCCAAGACGAGGUGUGGUCUGUGCGUUUGUGUGGAGAUUAGAUGCUACAAACUGCUUCCUGCCUCUAAAGUCAGAGCAUUAAGGGAUUAGACGAGAGUCCAGGUCGCAUUGACUUUACCUAAACCCAAGACUGCCAGCACAUUCUCUACUGUUAGAGAUGUUUACCAUCAGCAUUAUCUUACUAUUAAUGUAUAUUCAUUGAUUGUUAACUGCUGUGUAGCUUCAAUGUGGGCUAAGUUGACAGUAGGAGCAUUUUGUGAAAUUGUUUACACGGUGCCACGCAUCGGGUCUUACGUUUUCUUUAGUAUGUGUGCUUACCCGGGUGUUAUAAAGAACUUCUCGAUUUUAAACUGAGCCUUCUUUUUAAUAUAUUCCUAGAAAGAUAUGUAAAUAAGCUCUCAGAGUCUGUGUAACAACGUGUUAAGCCUUGCCGGACAAGUGGUUUGUUUAUGUGCAAACCAGACUUUCUUCACCCAGUGCAAUAUGUUUGUUGGACUGCUUGUGUCUUUUUAUGACUUUUUUGCCUUUUAGAAAAUUGGUAAAUAAAGCAAGUA